UUAGACUUUCCAAACCUCUAUAUAAACCGAGUAGCAUAUUCAUUCAAAACAAAUAAAUUAAUAUAGUAUUUUUCCCUUUUUUUGUUUUCCUUUUUUUUUUUAAAAAAAAGAAUAAAAUGGCAAGAAUCUCAUUAGCGGUAUGUCUAAUGUUACUUGUUGCAUUAAGUGACGUCUACGAAACACAAUCUCAAGGGACGUUUCUAUUACGUGAUUAUUUGCAGCUCUUUCCCAAAAUGAGCAAAGACUUUGAGCCUUACGCUUCCAAAGGUUUGCUAGAUUUCGUAGGUGUCUUGGAGGGAAAGUCUCCUACAACUGUAGAGUUCAAAAGUUUCUUUACAAAGCUGAAAGAUUACAUAUCAGAUCGCUUUAACCCGGCAUCAUCCGGACCAUUAGGCAGUCAGAAAUCUGAGCAGCUCUUCAUGGCUAUGUCUGCAUUGAAGGGUACCAAAGACGGAUCAUCAUUUGAUUCAUGGAGGCUGAUCGAGGCCUUAGUAUCAAUGGAGAAGGUUUCUGUUGAGAUGAAGAAGAGCACUCCGAGUGAAAUAACUUCUCCACGAUGGGAGAGAUUGUAUGGGUCUAUGAAUGAAUGGGUUACAAGGAUUGGUCUAUAUGUGAAGAAGGUCUCAGAGAUUAAUGGGAAAUUAAUCGAUCUAUCACAGUUUGAAAUUGAUUAUGUCGACCCUACAUAUACAUCUCUUUCUAAAGAAGUUAGCAGUACAACUCAAGCGUCCUUCUCGUUACCUAUUUAUUUAGGAAACUUUCCCAGAAUAGGCAAAGAUUUUGAGCCUUUCGCUUACAAAGGUAUGUUAGAUUUCGCAAGUGACCUAGAGACUAAGUGCCUUGCAAACGCAGAGUUUAAGGACUUCUUUGUAAAGCUGAAUGAGUACAUGGCCGGCUUCAAGACGGAAUCACCUGAAACAUAUUCAAUAGAGAGCACCAAUAUUACGUAUAAAGCUAUGAAACUCUUCGUAGCUUCGUCAGCAUUGAGUGGUACCAAAGUUGGAACAUCAGAUCCGUGGAGGCUGGUCGAUGGUUUGUUGUCGAUGGGACAAGUUUUGGUUGAGAUGAAGAAGAGCGGUUCGAAUGCGAUAACGUUUGAACAAAAGAGAGAACUGACGUGGGCUAUGGUGAAAUGGGCUCGAGCUGUAAGUCAAUUCGUGAAGACAGCUUCUGAGAAGAGAGGAGUAACCAUGGAUUUAUCAUCUUUUGAAAGUUAUUAUAACUCCCAUGUUUUAGUUCCUGCCCAAGCCUAAAGGAGUUAAUGGCGGAAACAACAGCUCAAACUCAACUAUACCUUCAAAGAAAUUCCCACUGCAACAUCAAUUUUUAACUCCUUAUUAAACAUGUAAGAAGAUGUAAAUGUAUAUACUGUAUAAUAUAUCAAUAUUUUUGUUUGUUUGUCAGAAAGAUAGCAAAACCGCAGAUAAGUUUUCAGUGAAUCUGAUGAACUAAUGAUCAGAUAUGCAACAACCUGUUGAUCUUUUCUGGGAAAUAAUAAUAAUAUGAAAAACAUGAAUUCUACUCAAACCCUAUGAUUCUCUUCAAUCCAGGAAAUAAUCCAGAAAACGAAGAAGUAGACAAAGACUCCACUGUUUUGUCACAAGAAACCAAACACUCUUCUUCCACCAUUUCCUUUACAGAUCUAACAGAUAAAGGUUGAAAAUCAACGCCCCACUCAUCCACAAACUCUCUAACCAGAACCAGUUUCUCUUCUUCUCCAAUCUUCCUCCAUUUAUUCCUCAUCUCCUCCUCUUUCAGAUCCAUAUGCCGACAGAACUCUCCCCAUAGAAUCUCACCGCUCUUCUUCAUCGCUUCUCUCCUCUGUUCCGACACCGUGUUCGCUUUCCCGAUUUCUCUGGCCAAAUCCUUCGCCAGCUCCGAAUCGCUCAUACUUUUCUUCUUCUUCCUCUUCGCCUUCCUCCUCCCCCCGUUGCUCAUGAUGCCAUCGUCUUCUUCGCCUCUCCUUAUGCACUGAAUCCGGUUUACGGGUCGGGUCAACAGACGGCUAAAUUCGAGAUUUCGAUUAAAGCAAGUGCUUUGGGGAAGAAGAUGAAGCAAUCUCAUCGACAUUUUUCUGCUCUCACCUCCUCUCACUCUCUCUUCUGUCCUUUAUCGCAAAUCCUAAU
Messenger RNA from Thlaspi arvense, 2126 nucleotides. The record is from the annotation of a GenBank genome assembly. NCBI's taxonomy places the organism in Eukaryota, Viridiplantae, Streptophyta, Magnoliopsida, Brassicales, Brassicaceae.